Messenger RNA from Brienomyrus brachyistius, 1341 nucleotides. It is a transcript of the gene epdr1, whose product is annotated as ependymin related 1. The coding region runs from base 128 to 772 and encodes 214 amino acids. The transcript has 3 exons. NCBI's taxonomy places the organism in Eukaryota, Metazoa, Chordata, Actinopteri, Osteoglossiformes, Mormyridae. Gene Ontology annotation, molecular function: calcium ion binding. Gene Ontology annotation, biological process: cell-matrix adhesion. The record is from RefSeq and is a predicted model, not a curated record. Gene Ontology annotation, cellular component: lysosome; extracellular region.
GACUGGCUCGAUGCUCUCGAUGAGUCAGCGUUUUUGAUGAUAAUAGGAGACCUGCGCAGCGCAGGAAGCAGAGCGCCGCUGUUUUUCAUCAAUCCUCCGUAAGCAGGGACUUAUCGUCACCGUCAGGAUGCAUUUUUGCGGUUUCACCGUCAUCGCCGCAUUGUGCUUUUCGGCCGCACGGUCGCUGCAGGGCCGCCUGACUUUCGCCGGUGCUCCGGUCCAGCCUUGCCAGGCUCCCGUGCAAUGGGAGGGGAGGAUCGUGGAGUACGACCACAGCACUGGUCUAAAUACACGGGCCAAGAUGUCGUAUGAUGGGCUCAAUCAGCAAAUUAGGGUCCUUGAAGAAAAAAGAGGACACGUGCCGUGCAAGAAGUACUUUGAGUACAUCUAUCUUUUCAAGAGCGCUGUGCUCUUCCAGAUCGAGCAGGUCACCAAGCUGUGCUCCAAAAUCCCUCUUACGGAAGCCUGGGAUCCCUACGACAUUCCCGACAAUUCCACCUACGAAGACCAGUAUAUCAUCGGCGGGCCGGGCGACAUGAUCCAGGUGCAGGAAUGGUCAGAUCGGAAACCUGCCCGCAAGAAUGAAGCCUGGGUGGGUGUUUACACCGUCAAGGACUGCUACCCCGUCCAGGAGACCUACACGAAGAACAGCAGCGUCACCACCUCCACCCGCUUCUUUGACCUGCAGCUGGGGAUCAGCGACCCGAGCGUUUUCACACCCCCCGAGACCUGCCGGAGCGCUCAGGCCCAGAGGAUGACGCAGGGAUGCUGAGCAUCACAUUGGCGCUGCCCCAAAACCAACACAGAGGCACGCCGAGGCUAGAGAAGGGGGGCGGGGCAAAUCACACAGCUACUCAUACAGGCCCAAGAAACACUGAAUCAAGCCGGGGGGACACACAAGGCAGAAAGCAGACAAAGAACAACAACCAUCAGUUUGUUAGCGAUCAAAGCACAAUUUUGCUAACGGUGGAUGAGAAAAUCAUGGUUUAUUGUGACCAAUCUGCUAAUCUAAUAUGGAUUAAUCUUAGAAAUAGGGUGAAAGUCACACAUAACCUGCUUAUAUGUGCAAGCUCAGUUUUAUCACUAUAAUUUAGAUCAAUCUGCACACUUUUGUCCAAGACAAUGAUGCUUCACCAGCAGCCUGCUGCUGUUUCUUGGUGAAAUAACAAACCCGUGUUUCUCAUCAUUAUCCACAGCUUAAACUGGUAACAUUUGGCUGCUAAAAUCAGGUUAUUAUGCAAUAACUCAUUUUUGUAUUUUAUGCUAAAGAUUUUGAUGUAUUUGUGGCUAUUGUUUGCAUUAAUAGCUGCUUAUAAUAAAUUAAAUUGUGUAAAAUACAAA